AUGUCUGCUAAGGUUCUUGUAGUGUUGCUUGCUGUGUCCUGCACAGUUUCUGCUCAGUUAGAUGUGGAGACCCGGGCGAAGGUGUUCCUGCAGAAGUUUGACGAGGAUGCCUCUCAGCGUAUGUACCAGUACUCGCUGGCAUCAUGGGACUACAACACCAACAUCACACAGGAGAACUCAGACAAACUCUCAGAACAGGGGCGAAUUUGGGCCAAUUUCUACAACCAGAAGUCAGAAGAGUCCCUGAAAUACCCCAUCGACCAGAUAAGAGAUUCAACAAUCAAAUUACAGCUCAUCUCCCUACAAGACAAAGGCUCUGGUGCCCUAUCUCCAGAUAAAGCUGCACAUCUGAGUAAGGUCAUGAGUGAGAUGAAUACGAUCUACAGCACAGCAGAAGUGUGUCUAAUGGACGAACCCUUUAACUGCCAGACUUUGGAGCCAGGCCUGGAGCAUGUAAUGGCCCACAGCCAAGACUACUCUAAGCGUCUGCAUGUGUGGGAGGGCUGGAGGAGAGUGGUGGGGAAGAGGAUGAGACCUCUGUACGAAGAUUAUGUGGAUCUAAAGAAUGAAGCUGCAAAACUAAACGGUUUUGAAGACUAUGGAUCUUACUGGAGAUAUAACUAUGAGACCAUUGAUGAGGAAGCUCAGUACAAGUACACCAGAGAUCAGCUGAGGGAAGAUGUCCGUUCUGUGUACAAAGAGAUCAUGCCCUUAUACAAGGAGCUGCAUGCCUAUGUGAGAGACAAGCUUAUGGGGGUCUACAAAGGACACAUUGAUGCAGAAGGACCUCUGCCAGCCCACCUGCUGGGUGACAUGUGGGGAAGAUUCUGGACCAACCUGUACCCUCUGUCAGUCCCUUACCCUGCUAAACCAGAUAUUGAUGUCAGCAAAGCCAUGAAGGAGAAGGGCUGGACUGAGCUUCAGCUUUUUCAAGAAGCAGAGAAGUUCUUCAUGUCUGUGGGCCUGUACAAGAUGUUCCCAAACUUCUGGAAUAAGUCCAUGCUGGUAAAACCUGAAGAUGGAACAAAGGUGGUCUGUCACCCCACAGCCUGGGACAUGGGAAACAAAGAGGACUUUAGGAUCAAAAUGUGCACGGAGGUCAACAUGGAUAACUUCCUCACAGUGCACCAUGAGAUGGGUCACAACCAAUACCAGAUGGCUUACCGUAACCUGUCCUACCUCCUGAGGGAUGGAGCCAACGAGGGUUUCCACGAGGCUGUCGGAGAAAUCAUGUCCCUCUCUGCUGCAACGCCCAAACACCUGAAGAGCCUGAAUCUCCUGGCUGAUAACUUCACUUAUGAUGAUGAAACAGAGAUCAACUUCCUGCUGAAACAGGCCCUCACCAUUGUGGCCACGCUGCCAUUCACCUACAUGCUGGAGGAGUGGAGGUGGCAGGUGUUGGCAGGAAACAUCACCAAGGAUAAUUGGAUGGAGCGCUGGUGGGAGAUGAAGAGGGAGCUGGUGGGGGUGGUGGAGCCAGUGCCGAGAGACGAGACCUACUGUGACCCGCCUGCUCUGUUCCAUGUUUCUGGAGACUAUUCUUUCAUCAGGUACUUCACAAGAACCAUCUACCAGUUUCAGUUCCAAAAAGCGCUCUGCAAUGCGUCUGCUCAUACAGGUCCCUUAUCUUCAUGUGACAUUACUGGUUCUAAAGAAGCAGGAACCAAACUGAGGAAUAUGUUAGAGCUUGGGAGAUCCCAGUCCUGGACCAGAGCUUUGCAUACGAUAUCAGGGGAUGUUAAGAUGGAUGCUCGCCCCUUGUUGGACUAUUUCCAAAAACUUCAUGACUGGCUGAAGAUAGAGAACCAGAAACACAACAGGAAAGUAGGCUGGAAGAAAACAAUAGAUCCAUAUUCAGAGAAUGCCAUUAAAGUGAGGCUAAGUUUGAAGGCUGCCAUGGGAGAUAACUCUUAUCCCUGGAACAACAACGAACUGUACCUGUUCAAGGCCAACAUUGCGUACGCUUUGAGGCAGUACUACAGCCAAAAGAACGAGACCCUUCUUUUUACAGCAAAGGACGUCCACGCGUAUAAAGAGACUCGCAGGAUCUCCUUCUACAUUUUGGUCACCAAGCCAGCAAAUCUCUCCAUGUAUAUCUCAAAGGAUGAUUUGGAGGCUGCCAUACGAUUAAGCCGAGGCCGAAUCAACGAUGCCUUCCAAUUGGAUGAGAGGACGCUGGAGUUUGAGGGUAUCCUAGCAACACUAUCCCCUCCUGUGGAGCAGCCGGUGGAGGUGUGGAUGGUGGUGUUUGGGGUGGUCAUGGGAAUCGUGGCGGUAGCGGGCGUCUUCCUCGUCGUCUCUGGUGUCAGAGAGCGCAAGAAGAAAUCUGCAAAGACAGACAACACGGAGAAUCCCUACAAUGCAAACAUUGAUGGACAAAGUAACAAAGCCUUUGAGGAAGGUGAUGAACAAACUGGACUCUGA
This is a messenger RNA of Cottoperca gobio, 2424 nucleotides long. RefSeq names its product angiotensin I converting enzyme 2 (gene ace2). Lineage: Eukaryota; Metazoa; Chordata; Actinopteri; Perciformes; Bovichtidae. Gene Ontology annotation, molecular function: metallopeptidase activity; peptidyl-dipeptidase activity. Bases 1 to 2424 code for a protein of 807 amino acids. The record is from RefSeq and is a predicted model, not a curated record. Gene Ontology annotation, cellular component: plasma membrane. Gene Ontology annotation, biological process: proteolysis. The transcript is spliced from 18 exons.